GAAUUUAGGGCUCAAAACUAAUCACAAGUUUUGAACGUCCAUUCUCUCUCUCUCUCUCUCUCUCUCUCUCUCUCUCACGUACACACAAGCGCGGUGGUGCUAGCGACGAUGCUCUCAGGGGAUAUUCCGCCUAAUCAAACUAUAUACAUAAAGAAUCUCAACGAGAAGGUCAAGAAAGAAGAGUUGAAGAGAUCUCUUUAUGCCCUGUUCUCGCAAUAUGGUAGAAUUUUGGACCUUGUUGCCUUGAAAACAGCCAAGCUUCGUGGACAGGCAUGGGUUGCUUUUAGUGAAGUGACAGCUGCGAGUAAUGCAGUUCGACAGAUGCAGAACUUUCCAUUUUACGAUAAACCUAUGCGUAUACAAUAUGCCAAAACAAAGACGGAUUGUGUUGCUAAAGAAGAUGGAACCUAUGUGCCAAGAGAUAAGAAAAAGAAGCAAGAGGAAAAAGCUGAGAGGAGGAGACGUUCUGAACAAGCGCAUCAAUCCGCUACUGCCAAUGGUACAAGAGCUGAGAGUAAUGGUGGCCCUACUGCUAACUUUGGGAAACCAGGUGCACACGAAGCUACUGCAGCUCCAAAUAACAUACUUUUUAUACAGAAUUUGCCCUAUGAGACGACAACUACGAUGCUUCAAUUGCUCUUCACACAGUAUCCCGGUUUCAAGGAAGUUCGAAUGAUCGAAGCAAAACCAGGUAUCGCCUUUGUAGAGUUUGACGAUGAUGUGCAGUCCUCUGUUGCCAUGCAGGCCCUUCAGGGUUUCAAAAUCACUGCUCAGAAUGCCAUGGCUAUUGCUUUUGCCAAGAAGUAACUAUGCUAAGCAUCAUGUGAGUGUUGAUUGGAUUUUGAAAGAUAAAAUACUCAUUCCCAUGGCCAUGACAAGGUGAGGAAUCGAUUAUGUCAAUGUCACAUUAGACUCCAUUUUGACAAUUUUAUUGAAGCUUUCCAUUUUUCUGUUUUGCUUUGACAGUCAAAA
This is a messenger RNA of Rhododendron vialii, 972 nucleotides long. RefSeq names its product U2 small nuclear ribonucleoprotein B''-like. The record is from RefSeq and is a predicted model, not a curated record. Gene Ontology annotation, biological process: mRNA splicing, via spliceosome. Gene Ontology annotation, molecular function: U1 snRNA binding. Gene Ontology annotation, cellular component: U1 snRNP. The coding region runs from base 109 to 807 and encodes 232 amino acids. NCBI's taxonomy places the organism in Eukaryota, Viridiplantae, Streptophyta, Magnoliopsida, Ericales, Ericaceae. The transcript is spliced from 5 exons.